AUGGCUCCGAAGCAGGCGACUCUGGGGAAGUUCUUUGGGGCGAAGACUGGUGCGCCCGUAAGGCAGACGACGCUGGCUUUUGCGACCAAGGCGGGGAGCAAGGAGACUGCCAAAGACAAGGCCGAGGAGGACGGGUCUGAAGGUGACGCAAGUACAAAAGAAAACUCAGAUCCAGAAAAGGAUUCAAAAAAACGGCCGCGAUCACCAAAGAAGAACAAGGAAGCAAAGGCAGCAGUGGUUGAGCCCAAAGCAGACGAAGAUGAGGACGACGCCCCUGUUACGAAAAGAAUCAGACGAACACGGGUCAAGAUUGAAGAUGACGAAGAUGAGGCUCCCCAAUCACCCCCAAAAUCGUCAAUCAAGGAAGAAGCCCCAAGCAGCCCUCCUGCUAAGAGAAAGAGAUCGCCGAGCCCCAAGUCAAGCCCCAAGUCGAGGUCUCAAUCGCCAAAGCCAGCUAAAGCAACAAAGGAGAAGAAAAAUGCUGCGGUUGAGGAAGAUGGCGACAAAGUUAUGAAGGAUGAGGAGUCUUCAGAGUCAGCAUCAGAGGUUGAGAGCGAUACGGAAGAAAAGAAGGCUGUUACUGCCAAGGCGCGCAAAGCUCAACAGACAAUGCUCCAGAAACAUGAAAAAGACCCUUAUCCCGACUGGAAAGCCGGAACCCCUGUACCAUAUGCGGCUCUUUGCAAGACGUUCUCUCUUAUUGAGUUGACCACGAAACGAUUGAUCAUUAUGGAACACUGUUCGCGCUUCCUGCGUCAAGUCAUGCGGCUCACUCCCGAUGACCUGUUACCUACGGUUCUCCUCAUGAUCAACAAACUCGCUCCUGAUUAUGCAGGCAUCGAGCUCGGCAUCGGUGAAUCUCUGAUCAUGAAAGCAAUCGGCGAAACAACCGGAAGAAGCUUGCAGGUUAUAAAAGCCGAUCAGAAAGAGAUUGGCGAUUUGGGCCUUGUCGCUGUGAAGAGCAGAUCAACACAGCCAACCAUGUUCAAACCCAAGCCGUUGACUGUGAGAGGUGUCCAUCAAGGGUUGAUGGCCAUCGCGACAGUGACUGGUAAUGGCGCCCAAGGCCGCAAAGUCGACGGAAUCAAAAAGCUUUUAUCUUCCUCAGAUUCUCACUUGAAGGAAAAGGUAGACAUCAACAAGGAUAAGGGCGGCCCAAGCGAAGCAAAGUACAUUAUCCGAUUUUUGGAGGGAAAACUUCGACUUGGUCUGGCAGACAGGACUGUUUUGGUUUCACUGGCCCAAGCCGUUGUCGCUCACGAAGCAGAGGUCAAGGGCAAAAUCCCCAGCACCACAGAUUUGGAAAAUGGGGAGUCUAUCCUCAAGACAGUUUACAGCGAGCUGCCAAGCUACGAUGUCAUCAUCCCAGCUAUGCUUCAGUAUGGAAUUCAAAAUCUGAGAGAACACUGCAAGCUCCGGCCCGGUGUGCCUUUGAAACCUAUGCUGGCCAAACCAACCAAGGCCAUCACAGAGGUUCUGGAUCGAUUCGAAGGCCAGACAUUUACAUGCGAGUACAAAUACGAUGGCGAACGUGCUCAGAUUCAUUAUGUGGCCAAGGAUACGUCACAAGGCUCAGGAGUCUCGUCCAUCUUCUCUCGCAAUUCCGAAGAUCUAUCCAAGAAGUAUCCUGACGUUCUUGCGAAGCUCACCACGUGGGUCAAGGAAGAUACAAAGAGCUUUGUUCUUGACUGCGAGACCGUGGCGUGGGAUAUGUUGGAGAAAAAGGUACUACCGUUCCAGCAACUCAUGACUCGCAAGAGAAAAGACGUAAAAACCGAGGAUAUCAAAGUCAAGGUUUGUGUCUUUGCCUUUGACCUGCUGUAUUUGAACGGAGAGGCUGUUGUGGAAAAGUCGCUUCGUGAGCGAAGGGAACUUCUCGGCACUGCGUUCGUUCCAAUUGAAGGCGAAUUUGCAUUUGCAACGCACAUGAAUGGUCAAGAGCUGGACGAGAUCCAAACGUUCCUGGAUGAGAGUGUCAAGGCAUCCUGUGAGGGUCUGAUGGUGAAGAUGCUGGAUGGCAAGGAGAGCGGAUAUGAGCCCAGCAAACGAAGUCGAAACUGGCUCAAGAUCAAAAAGGAUUAUCUCUCUGGCGUCGGUGACUCCUUGGACCUUGUUGUCUUGGGAGCCUACUAUGGCAAGGGCAAACGAACAUCCGUCUACGGCGCUUUUCUACUGGCGUGUUACAAUGCUUCCACUGAUACUUACGAAACCGUCUGCAACAUUGGCACUGGUUUCUCAGAACAAGUCCUGGAAGAUCUCUAUGCUCAGCUCUCACAAAUCACAAUCGCUCGCCCCAAGCCGUUCUACUCACACUCCGCAGGUGGACAGCACCAGCCCGACGUCUGGUUCGAGCCACGCUACGUAUGGGAGGUCAAGACGGCAGAUUUGACCCUCAGCCCUCGCUACAAAGCUGGAUGGAAAGAGGGCGUAGACCCGGCGGGCGAGAAGGGCAUCAGUCUGAGAUUCCCGCGGUUCAUCAAAAUUCGCGAUGAUAAGAAACCGGACGAGGCAACCUCUAGCAGGCAGGUUGCGGAAAUGUACAGGAAACAGGAGAGCGUGACGAAGAGCAAGGGUCCGUCGGUGGAUGACGACUUUGAGUAUUAA
Trichoderma breve is the source of this 2604-nucleotide messenger RNA. RefSeq names its product ATP dependent DNA ligase domain-containing protein. The transcript is spliced from 5 exons. Gene Ontology annotation, cellular component: nucleus; mitochondrion. Gene Ontology annotation, molecular function: DNA binding; ATP binding; DNA ligase (ATP) activity. Gene Ontology annotation, biological process: DNA recombination; Okazaki fragment processing involved in mitotic DNA replication; lagging strand elongation. The record is from RefSeq and is a predicted model, not a curated record. Lineage: Eukaryota; Fungi; Ascomycota; Sordariomycetes; Hypocreales; Hypocreaceae. Bases 1 to 2604 code for a protein of 867 amino acids.